Limulus polyphemus (Atlantic horseshoe crab) is the source of this 1459-nucleotide messenger RNA. RefSeq lists its product as uncharacterized. Bases 88 to 870 code for a protein of 260 amino acids. Gene Ontology annotation, biological process: cilium assembly; microtubule-based process. Gene Ontology annotation, cellular component: cytoplasmic dynein complex. Lineage: Eukaryota; Metazoa; Arthropoda; Merostomata; Xiphosura; Limulidae. The transcript has 6 exons. Gene Ontology annotation, molecular function: dynein light intermediate chain binding; dynein intermediate chain binding. The record is from RefSeq and is a predicted model, not a curated record.
AUUCCUCUGAGGAUCGUGUUCUUUUUGGGGAUUUUUGCUGCUGUAGAUGUUGCUGCCAGUAUUGGUUUUAUCUUACUGAGGAUCAUAAUGUACGUAAUGAGAGACCAGUUUUACCCGUGGGACAUGCGGACCCCAUCGCCCGAAACUGAAUCCAGCUUUCUAACAGGACAGAUCUCUCUCCGGCUUAUAAGCCUAAAGUCUAGCUGUGGAACAAACGAUGUUUUUGUGGCUAUCGUCAUAGGAUUUUUAACAGGCCUUAGGCUGUAUACCCUUCUUUGUGCAUUUUCUUAUUACAAAAUUACCAAACACAGUGAUGCCAAACCCAUAACAACUAGCAGUUACUCCGAAAGUGUGCAAAAGUUUGGCGGAUUGGGAACAACACGCAGACAACGUAGAAUGGAAAUUGGUCAGUCUAGUUUCGAUCGAAUGAGUGACAUAUACGAUUACAUCCCUAGGCCAAAGCUUGGAGUGAAUACCACCAGUCUUCGGAAAGACAUAUACCCUCUCGAGACCCACAGAAGUACGAACACUCUUCGAUCGAACGGACGUGACUUACCAAGCGUCACUGCCACCACAUCAACAGAAGUAGAGGAAGAAGAAUCCGCAGGUUACACGAAAAUUGAGGCUGGAGACAUGCCGAAGUACAUGCAACGGAUAGCCUUAGAAAGUCUGGACCAGGCUGUGCGAAUUUUUACAACAGAAAAACAUAUUGCCGAAAACAUCAAAGAAAAAUUUGACGUAAUUUAUGGACCUACUUGGCAUUGUAUUGUUGGUAAAAACUGGACUGGUGCCACGACUCAUUCCAAACAAUGUUAUAUCAAACUAGCGAACAAAGACUUGAAGGUUUUACUCUACAAAUCAACCUCGUAGAAAAUCAGAGUUUAAUUAACUUCUCAACUAGUGCCAUUUUAAUGACAAAGUAGUCACGAAAAUGUUGGACAACGCUCAGUUCUAGUGUUUUGACUAAAGUAAUUCAAAAGCUUUUUUAAAAAACCUGUAAAAAAUUAAUAAAACCAUUAAAGUUUCUUGCAACAGAAUCUCAGAAAGAGAAUAUAUAGAGUUCCUUGUUGCGAAAUAUAUUGCUGUUUGUCCACAAAGAAGGAGUCAGAAGAUGACUUUUUUUACAGGGAUAGUUAAGUCAUUACGCAGCUAUUACUUUGUCUUUAAUAAUUAGUCAUUUUCUUUCUUUAGUUAUGUUUCGUAUAUUAAACUCAAUAUCCAAGUUCGUUUAGUCUAAAGUUGAAAGGCGAGAUGACACAACCACGCAUGCUCCAUUGCUAUGCCCCACUGCGCAGGUUAUUGUUUUCUCUGCAUAUCGCGAUAUUGGAUAACUAAAUCUUCCGAGUCUGUCUGUCUGAGCGCUGCGGAUCGCGGGUUCGAAUCCCCAUCCCACCAAACAUGCUCACCCUUUCAGCCGUGGAGGCGUUAUAAUGUGACGGUCAAUCCCACUAUUCGUUGG